Messenger RNA from Schizosaccharomyces octosporus yFS286, 999 nucleotides. RefSeq names its product cyclin Ctk2. Gene Ontology annotation, cellular component: nucleus; cyclin/CDK positive transcription elongation factor complex. Lineage: Eukaryota; Fungi; Ascomycota; Schizosaccharomycetes; Schizosaccharomycetales; Schizosaccharomycetaceae. The transcript has 4 exons. Gene Ontology annotation, molecular function: cyclin-dependent protein serine/threonine kinase activator activity. The coding region runs from base 1 to 999 and encodes 332 amino acids. The record is from RefSeq and is a predicted model, not a curated record. Gene Ontology annotation, biological process: regulation of transcription by RNA polymerase II; positive regulation of DNA-templated transcription, elongation.
AUGUCAGAGGAAAAACAUGUAUUAUCCAUCCGACUUUCUCGCCCUUUUUAUUCUGAAAAUGAAAUUACUCGGAUAAUGCAGUCUCGAGACCCAAAAGAAAAUGGCUUGAAAAUGCAAGCGUUCCAUUGGAUCUCAGAAAUGAGCAGGAGUCUGAAAUUUCCGGUACGUACCAGUGGUCUUGCUAUGCUUUUAAUCAGCCGAAUUCAAUUAUUUUACUCCCUGGCAGAACUGCCGCUCAUAGAAUGUGCUACUGCAUGCUUAUUUGUUGCUUGUAAAGUAGAAGAUACAGCAAAAAAGCUUCGUGAGGUUUUGCUCAUACACUUUCAACAUAAGCAUCCUGGUUUAGAUGCUGAUUCUCAUACCCAGAUUAUUGAUGAGGUUAAACGAAAAGUAUUGGGUCUCGAAAGGAUGAUCCUGGAGUUGUUAUGUUUUGACUUUCGUGUUCGCCAUCCUCAUACUUAUGUGAUUAAAUUUGCUAAAUCAUUGAACUUCACAUCUAGCACUGCAGUUGUCGCUUGGAAUAUAUGUACUGAUGCUUACCGGACCUUUGCACCAUUGAAAUAUCCCGUCUCUGUCAUAGCAAUUGCUGCUCUUUCAAUCACAUGUAAGCUUCAAAAGCUCUCCCAACCCAUUAUUCCUAGAAAUUUCUGUGCUCCCACUUUGCUUACUGAAGGGGCAAUUGCUGACUUGCUUGACCUCUAUAUGCACUUCCAACCAUAUACAGUAUUAGGCCAAAUGUAUCCAACGGACUUACUGUUAGGGUUAUGCGUAGACUUUCAGAGAGCCCAGCGGAAUUCAUCGAGACCUCCUAAAGUUACAAAAGUAGAUGUAAAUAUCCCGUCUAUAGCAGACCUAUACACACAAUCGAACGCACAACUUUCGUCUUCCAAACAGGGAUGUACUCGGUUCUUACUUGACUGUGAUAGGAACUACUUUGAACGAGAAUACAAGAUUCGCGUAACCCAAGAUGGACUACCUGAAAAUGCAAAGACACGUUAA